AUGGGUCCAUUAAAAACUGAGACGGGUCGGGUAGCGGAUGGUGAUGGGGAGAUGAGUGAUAUUUUUGGUAAAUAUUUUAUAUCUGUGUUUGCUGGGGAGGAACUUGACAAUGUGCCUUCGGCCGAGCAAGUCUGUGUGGGUGGGGGCGGGGACGGGUUGACUAGUUUGGCGGUUGCCAGGGAGGAUGUGAUUGGACAGGUAGUGGUGCUCAAACCAAGCAAAUCCCCGGGGCCGGGUGGGGUGUUUGCCGGGGUGCUUGGGGAAUGCAAGGAGGAGCUUUGCGACCCACUGUCUACCAUGUUUGAUGGAUCCGUGGAGUCGGGCAGAGUGCCAGAGUUGUGCAAGGUUGCUGGUGUGGUGCCAGUUUUUAAGAAGGGAGAUGGAUCGCUUGCGUCAAGCUGUCGGCUAGUUGGCCUGGCGUCUGUUGAGGGAGGGUUGCUCGGGUCGAUAGAUGCAAGUGGGAUUCGUCUUCAUCUUGAAAAACAUGAAUUGGUGGUUGAGUCGCAACAUGGUUUUAUAGGUGGCCGUUCGUGUUUAGCAAGUUUGUUGUCUUUUUGUUCUAGCGUAGUUGGGGCGGUUGAUAGUGGUGGGGAUUGUGAUGUUUUGUGCCUUAACUUUGGCAAGGCUUUUGAUGCAGUGCCACAUGAUUUGCAAAUUUGCCGAUGA
Messenger RNA from Procambarus clarkii (red swamp crayfish), 666 nucleotides. The record is from RefSeq and is a predicted model, not a curated record. Lineage: Eukaryota; Metazoa; Arthropoda; Malacostraca; Decapoda; Cambaridae.